This is a messenger RNA of Paralichthys olivaceus (Japanese flounder), 8279 nucleotides long. It is a transcript of the gene erbb2, whose product is annotated as erb-b2 receptor tyrosine kinase 2. Gene Ontology annotation, biological process: protein phosphorylation; neurogenesis; cell surface receptor protein tyrosine kinase signaling pathway. NCBI's taxonomy places the organism in Eukaryota, Metazoa, Chordata, Actinopteri, Pleuronectiformes, Paralichthyidae. The record is from RefSeq and is a predicted model, not a curated record. Gene Ontology annotation, molecular function: transmembrane receptor protein tyrosine kinase activity; ATP binding. Gene Ontology annotation, cellular component: signaling receptor complex; plasma membrane; basal plasma membrane.
UGAGGGCGGACUCAACCUGCCACUCCCCGCUCAGGCCUUCACGGGAGCGCGCCUCCCGCCCGCUGUCACGCUUUACUACCGACAGGCGCAGGGAGGAAGUCCGAGAGUCUGGGACACGAAGAGCUCCAGCGCACCGCGAGAAAAACUACUUCCAAACUUAACCUGGGGACUCAAGAGAAGCCCGGACACCGCGGCCCCGCGUCGGGAACUUCCAGCGGCGGACCAUGGACUAGAGGCGGCGGGUCGCGGCAGAUGGAGGCGGUGAGAAGUUUGGUGUUUGUCGGGGCCGUGCUGCUCGGAGCGACGGGCGCACUGGGCAGAGAAGUAUGCCUGGGUACAGAUAUGAAGCUGACCCUGCCCUCGAGCCUGGAAAACCACUACGAGACCCUGAGGCUGCUCUACACUGGCUGCCAGGUCGUCCACGGCAACCUGGAGAUUACACACCUGCAUGGGAAACCCGACCUCUCCUUCCUUCAGGGGAUCGUGGAGGUGCAGGGUUAUGUACUCGUAGCCCACGUGUCAGUGGAUCUGGUGCCUUUGGACAACCUGCGGAUCAUCCGAGGCAGCCAGAAGUACAACUCCAGCUACGCCUUGGCCGUGCUGGAUAACACUCUGAACGGACAGGGGCUCAGGACUCUGCGGCUUCGUAGCCUCACAGAGAUCCUGUUGGGUGGCGUGUACAUUUGGGGGAACCCUCAACUGUGCUUCCCAGAUCCCCAGAACAUAAUUUGGAGGGACACCCUGGAAGAGCAGACCCAUCACGUCAGGCAGCACCAACUGCAGCCUCGAGCCUCUAAAUGUCCAGAUUGUUCCUCUUUAUGUAAGAACAGCUGCUGGGGAGAAACUCCACAGGACUGCCAAGUCUUGACUCGUAUUGAUUGUGCAUCUGGCUGUCAGCGGUGCAAAGGUCCUCUGCCCAACGACUGCUGUCACAUGCAGUGUGCUGCUGGAUGCACUGGACCCAAAGACUCAGACUGCCUGGCGUGCCGUCACUUAAACGACAGUGGUGUGUGUAAGGGGAACUGUCCUCCACCUACGAUCUACGACCCCAUCACCUAUCAGUCCAAACCCAACCCAGACAAAAAGUUCAACUUUGGAGCCACCUGCAUCAAGACGUGUCCUUAUAAUUAUCUGUCUAUGGAUGUGGCCUGUACUUUGGUUUGUCCCAAAGCCAACAAGGAAGUUAUCAUCACCCUCCCUGAUGGAAACGAGACGCAGAAAUGUGAAACGUGUGAAGGGGACUGUCCCAAAGCAUGUUAUGGCCUGGGUACGGACAACCAAGGCGUCAUGGACAACAGCAGCAUUACCAUGGUAACAUCGUCUAAUGUGGAUUACUUCAACACGUGCAAGAAGAUUUUUGGCAGUCUAGCCUUCUUCGCUCAGAGCUUUGCAAGGGACCCUGCGACCAACACGUCAGGUCUGACUCUGCAGCAGUUGAGCUCCUUCAAGCAACUGGAGGAGAUAACAGGUUACUUGUACAUAGACGCUUGGCCUGAGGAGUGGACGGACCUGAGCGUGUUUGAGAACCUGAAGGUGAUCCGAGGCAGGAUGCUCUACAAGGGGGUGUUUUCCCUCGCCAUCCAAAAUCUACACAUCGAGUCUCUUGGGUUGCGUUCACUACGCAGCGUCAGUGGAGGUUUGGUGCUGUUGCACAACAAUUCCAAGCUGUGCUACACCAAUUCACUGCCCUGGGGGACUCUCCUGCAUCCCACCCAGGGACCCCACCGCAUCGUCAGCCGCAACCAGGACGCAGAAGUCUGCGAGGCAGAGGGACACAUUUGUCACCCGCUGUGUGAGGGGGGCUGUUGGGGUCCGGGGCCCAGUCAGUGUGUGUCCUGCAAAGCUUUGCGACGUGGCACAGAGUGUCUAGAGCAGUGUGACAUCUAUCAGGGGGACACACGUGAAUACGAAGACGGAUCUUUGUGUGUUGCCUGUCACAAAGAGUGCCGACCUCUGAACGGCUCCGCCUCCUGUCAUGGACCGGGUGCAAAUCAUUGCACAGAGUGUCAAAACUCCCAGGACGGGGAGUCUUGUGUGGAGCACUGUCCCAGAGGUGUGAAGGAGGACCAGCAAACAUUGUGGAAGUACAGGAAUGCGACCGGACACUGUCUUCCCUGUAACACCAACUGCUCGCUGUCCUGCACUGUGAUGGACGACAGAGGCUGCCCUGUCGAUAACAGGACAGGGCCGGGUACAACCAUCGCGGCUGCAGUGGGCGGGGUGGUGCUCUUCUUCAUCUUGCUUGCUCUGCUGGUUUUCUACCUGAGGAGGCAGAAGAAGCUGAAGAGGAAGGAGACCAUGAGGAGGAUCCUGCAAGAACAUGAGCUGGUAGAGCCUCUGACACCCAGUGGUGCGUCACCCAAUCAGGCUCAGAUGCGUAUCCUGAAGGAGACGGAGUUGAAGAAACUCAGGGUGCUGGGUGCAGGGGCCUUUGGUACCGUUUACAAGGGAGUGUGGGCUCCUGACGGGGAGAACGUGAAAAUACCAGUGGCUAUCAAAGUAUUACGAGAGAACACCUCGCCAAAGGCCAAUAAAGAAAUCCUUGAUGAGGCUUACGUGAUGGCGGGGGUGGCCAGCCCUUAUGUGUGCCGUCUGCUGGGAAUCUGUUUGACCUCCACCGUGCAGCUGGUCACUCAGCUGAUGCCGUACGGCUGUCUUCUUGACUACGUCAGGGAGAACAAGGACCACAUCGGCUCCCAGUUCCUCCUCAACUGGUGUGUGCAGAUCGCCAAGGGCAUGAGCUACCUGGAGGAGGUCCGGCUGGUCCACAGAGAUCUGGCCGCCCGCAACGUUCUGGUGAAAAACCCAAACCACGUGAAGAUCACAGACUUCGGCCUCGCCCGCCUGCUCGACAUAGACGAGACAGAGUAUCACGCGGAUGGAGGGAAAGUUCCGAUUAAAUGGAUGGCUCUGGAGUCUAUUCUGCACAGGAAGUUCACUCAUCAGAGCGACGUCUGGAGCUACGGAGUGACCGUUUGGGAGCUGAUGACGUAUGGUGCUAAACCGUACGACAUGAUCCCAGCGAGGGACAUCCCAGAUGUGUUAGAGGGAGGAGAACGACUUCCCCAGCCGCCCAUCUGCACCAUUGACGUCUACAUGAUCAUGGUCAAAUGUUGGAUGAUUGAUCCAGAGAGCAGACCGAAGUUCAAAAAUCUGGUGAACGAUUUCAGCGUCAUGGCCAGAGAUCCUCCUCGUUACGUCGUCAUUCAGAACGAUGAGCAGAUGAGCAUGUCCAGCCCUGUGGACAGCCAGUUCUUCCGGACGCUCAUGGAGGAGGAAGGGAACAACAUAAGGGAGCUGCUGGAUGCUGAGGAGUAUCUGGUGCCUCAGCCGAACCUCUUCCCCAGGAUUCCGGGAGACGGGGUUCAGUCCAACGGGCCAUCCAGACACCAGUCAUACAGGAGCAGAGAUCAGGGAUUAGAUGUUGAUCAGUCCAUCGCAGGCGCCUCUCGGAGCAUGUACUCCUCCCUGAGCACUCUCGGCCGCUGCCAGUACCCCAUCCUACCAUUAGGUGCCAGCACCUCCAACGGCAUGUGGACUCCUCAGUACCCGACGCUGGCUCGCAGACCCUCUGCCAGUGGCCAGUCUGACUCUGUCUUCAUCGACGGGGGGCCUGAUGACCCCUCACUGCUCCCAGCCAGCCCUGGACGCUACUGCAAAGACCCCACGUACCCCUGCGGGAGCCAAGACGAGCUGGAGACAGAUGGGCCGAACGGCUUUCAUCAUCCCAAUCAGUUUCAUCACUCGCUGCCCAGACGUGGUCAUGGAAUCAAUCAUAAUCAAACCGUGCCAGAGUACGUAAACCAGGAGGUUAUGGAUUUAAGACCGGGAAUCCCAGAGCGUCCCACCACGCUGCCUCGUAAAGGCUCCAGAGUAGAGCGACGCCUCCCCAACGGCCUGAACUCCGGUCACAGCGUGGAAAACCCAGGAUACUUGGUCCCUGCAAGCAGCGGGGUCUCAGCUUCUCCGGCCUUUGACAACCCGUACUAUCUGGACCUUGUGGCCAAAGCCAACGCUGUAGCUGGGGCAGGGGACGGUGCGGGAGGAGUGCCCAGGCACGUGAACGGGUUUGUGACCCCCACUGCAGAGAAUCCAGAGUAUCUGGGACUAGCGGACACCUGGAGCGGACAUACUUGAAGAGAGGGAACAGAAGUAAUGCGAUGAACUCAAGAGGAGUCAGAUUAAGUUCUACUGAGGUAACAGAUGAGUGAGAGAAAGGGAAGAUGGAUGCGUGUGUGUGUGAUGCUAGGAACGAGCACAUGGAGCUGAAUCCUCUGAAGAUCCAAACCAGGUGAGGAUAUUUGGCAAAUGUCACCAAAUCAACCAGUUGUGGCACAUUGUGCCUCGACACUGUGUGGAAUUAAUCUGGUGUUCGUGGCAUCAUUUGUAUUACUGUCUUCCUCUCAGCAAUCUGUUGAGUGUCAAAAAGAAGUUUACUUGGCCUCUGUAAAUAACCCAGUACUUGAGAAGCAAAACAGUUCACACUAGUGGAGACCCAACACGGUACAAGAAGAGUCUGAUCAUCACAGAAUCCAAUAUGUGACUGGAUUCACAAAUGCUCAAUUCGUUUUUUGUUUUUUUUCGUUUUUUUUUACUUGUCUGUGGAUGUUUUCUACAUGUGGAGCAUUUUUAAUAUUUCCCUCGUUUCCCUCCCGUGUCAUGAUUUGCUCCAGUUCAGCUAAACACGGAAAAAACAUAUAGAACCCUUUCACAAAUUGAGCCAUGGUGUGCACUCAGGAUUCCGUUUAGUAUUCUGGUCACUGUCUCCCAGACCUGAUGGGGGUCUUCAGUACACUCAAAGCCAUUUUGUUUUGGCCAGAGAAGGCCCUGCAGCCCAUCUGGCCAGUAGAUAUGCUCCCAGAAAGAAAGGCUUCCUGUAUGCAGAAGACAGAGGCAUUGUGCUGCACUGAUGUAUGUGGUUGUUAGUGUCUGUGGCUGCAGCUUCUUUGUGGUACGGCAGAUGAGAUAUGAGGUACUUGCAGAAUUUUAAACUGCACAAAUCUCAGAAGAUUCUUCUUUUUUUUAUUUUUUUUAAUGAUGCAUUAUUCAGGACAUGUUAGGAUAGUGAAUGUUCCCCCCCGCCCCUGAAGCUUGGGUUAUCACAAUGAGCUUUUUUAGUUUUGGAGUUCAGUCACUGUGCAAGAAUUCAUAUGAGCUGUUGUUAAAUAUUCCGAAAAGAAGUGAAGAAUUCCUUUUUGUUUGUCACCAGAGCUGCGAUUUCCACAAAUCACCAACUACUCAUUCAAGUUCAGCAAGUUACUUUCUUAAGGCUCGUUGGGGCCUUUAACUCUGAUUGGCAAACUGUACGUGUGAGAGACUAAGUGCGUUCAAUAAGCGCCACCAGUUGUUUCAAGCAACGCUAGAUCGUCUUUAUACCGUAGGAUUAUUAUUAUUCAUUAUCAUUUUGAUGGCACACAAACUUAUAUAAGAUACAACUGGGUCACCGUUGUCAGUGUGGACAUAAUCUCACUGCCACAGAAGAAACCGAGGAAGAGGAAACGAUAAAGUGAGAAACAGAAUUCAAGUGAAUAUUAGAUCAUAUUUGACUUUUUGUCGAAAGAGGCAAAAGAUUUGGGACCGAUGACGACCCGGUGCUGUUGUUCUCAUCGAAUAAGUAUUUGAGUAAAAUCUCUGGUUGUCGGUCAACAUGGUUCCUUGACUUCUUCACCUUCAUCUUGUCAACGAAUGCUCGUGUGUACAGCUUCGCAUCCUACCUGAGGGGGGGGGCCCGAGUGUAGCCGAGCGUGAAUCUUGCGCUGUUGUUAGAUAAACGCCUGUCAAACGUUUGUUAUGGCUCCCGACUCUUCUAGCUGCCGCUCUCUCUCCCACUGGCUUUCCUCUCUAUCCCAAAAGUCUCUCUGCUCGAUUGGGAUAAUCAAUGCAUGGCUCAAAUUCCACUCAGCGAGAGCACACUGGCAUCCCAGUUAAUAAUCAACAGCAUUUUUUGGAAGACUUUUUUUUAACGUUAACUAGUGCUGGGCUGGGGGAGGUCAAACCGAGUCAAUGGAGCUAUUGUGUAACCCCCCCCCCCCCUCCUCGUUGGAAAGUCAGUUCUCUCCCAACUCACGCGUCCCAGCGACUGAUGUUGUCGAAGCUUUGAAAAGAGAGAAGCCAAGUUUUUAUUUCUGCAGAGUUUGAGACCCGGCAGCAGAAUGUGCUCCAGUGUUUGGGGCUUUUUAUCGUGACAUAAAUUUCCCUGCAUCUUGUCGUUCACUAAACGAACCGCAGCUCAUCAUCCAGCUGCGACCAGUUACUACUGAGAUUCAACAUGGUUUUUUUUAAGGAAGAACUUCUCUUCUCUGAGAUGUGUGAUUUCUCAGAGGUCGUCCACACAAUGAACAGAGUGUGUCGGGAGUGGGAGGUGUGAGACAGAUCCACAUCAUCCUCCACCAUCACUCUCACUCUUUGAGUCUUUGGCAAAACUUGCUUUUAUUUUCAUGUUCUCUUACGGGUUUUGAAGAGUUUUGUUCCAGGAUAAAAUGUCUAAAAAAUAUAUACCUAAUCUUAGAUAAUUAAGAAUAACCUCUUUUUUAAAUAAAAACCUAAGACUUUACAUCCAUAUCUUCAACUAUUGUAUACUAACAAUGUAUUGAUUGAAUUAUUUUUGAGUGAUAAGAUUCAUAUUACAGUUUUUAAUGUCUAUAUUAUUAUGAAUAUACACUACAGUGUUUUGGAAUGAAACCCUUCAUGUUUUAUUGCUGUCAGUUGAAGACCUCAUGUCUCCACAGAGAGAAAAGCCGAUUUUACGCAAAGAUUACAUGGAUUCUGUGGUAUUUUACAAAACGUUUUAAAAACACUAAUGAAUGUAUAAGUUUCUCAGCAUCUAGAGGAGUGUGUUAAACUUAAAAUCAUAACUUAAAGAAGCACACCAUGACCCAGUAGCGCCAGUAAAAAUCCUCAAUUCCCCUCUGCUGGAAAAACAAGGUUUUCACAGGGUGGUAACAACAGCUCGCAGAUGUUCUCUCCCUAACUUGGAAAUGAUGAGACCACGACACAAAGCUUGAAAGCAGCCGCAGUUAAAGUGUGUGUGUUUACACUGUAGUGUCACUUUUGUAUGACUUGUUCGUUUUAGAGGUCGUCUGCACAUCGUUAAGGAAACUCUCAGACAGACAAGGGGCCGAUCAGUCCGCCUUUAUACUGUAUGUUAGUCGGUCUUGUUCGUUUACUGAUAUGACCUCUGCCACAGAGGUUAUGUUGAUAUAUAAUUCAUGGAUCAUGACAAAAAUAAACGGUCAUGUUAAGGGGACUAAUAUUUAUGAGUGUGUGUAAUUUGGUGCAGAUCCAAAUGAAAAUCUGUGGUUUCAUAAGGGCACUGUUGGGCCUUGGUGGAGGUAUGUGCUCCAUUAAGUGCCAUUUCAGAUUCAAUAUAAUGGCACUCAGUCGAGCGUAUAACUCUGCCAAGGCCCAGUAGUCCCCUUAAACUCAAUUAAGCUGCACCAGAUUGCUCACACUCAUAGAUAUCAGUGUGGGAAAUAUAUAAUAAAAUAAUCCCUACCUUGCAAUAAAAGAAAUUUCUGGAUCUGCUCUUUUGUCCGGAUCUGUGCCAAAAUGGAUCAAGUUGUUCCUGGACUAUUACAAAUCCAAUAAUGAAAACAUAACCUCCUUGGCAGAGGUAACCAUUCACUCGUACUAAAACCGGUACAGAACCUUCGGACCACGUGGUUAUGGAAACUUUUUCAGUGUCCCUGUUAAACUCAUCAGCUUUUGAUUGGAAUUAGCUGAAUAUCAAAAAAGCUGACGGAUGCUGAUGGUGUUAAAUUGUGUCACAGUGACACAAGGAAGGAGGAAACACACACGGUUAUUGUCGUGAGUUUGUUAACGAUCAAAAAUGUUUUUAUCCAGAGAGGAAAAAAGAGCCAGUUUAAAGAACAGGAGUGUGCUGAAGGUUUAAAUAAAAUGAAAUAUCUCUAACUUACAUUUUGAAGAAAAAUUUUAUCUUUUUUUACUUUUCAUGUGAAUAUUGUAUUUUUUAAUCUUUCACAGUUUACGUGAUUGUGACAGGACAUGAAUAAUAACCGUUUUAUUGGGAGUUUAAUAACGCAUCCUUUCCUACUCGUUUGGUCAGUAAGUCCCAUCCUGUAAAUGUGUAUCAUAUGAAUACAGUGUAUAUAUCAAUAAAAACAAUCACUCUGGUAGCUAAUUUGAUUAAAUACGUUGAACUUUGUCACAAGUUGCUCUAAUGUGGAGGGGGUAAAUACAUAAGAACAUAUUUUAUGAAGAAAUGGUCGUUUUUAUAUGGAAUUGUUUGCAGACUGUGUGUUUUCAAAACAUAAAACAUU